Messenger RNA from Anisakis simplex (herring worm), 192 nucleotides. The record is from the annotation of a GenBank genome assembly. NCBI's taxonomy places the organism in Eukaryota, Metazoa, Nematoda, Chromadorea, Rhabditida, Anisakidae.
AUGAUGAAAACAAGGCUAGUGGAAUCGUUGAGUCAUCAGUUGGAAGAGGCCGAUAAACAAGCCAUUACGGAAUCGGGACGACACCAAAAGGAGCGGGAGGCAUUUCAGGAGAGACUUCUGGAAUUGGGUCGAGUCGCUGAGCGUGUCCCUCUACUGGAAUUCGAAAUUGAACGCUUACAACAGGUUGUUUGA